Kwoniella shivajii is the source of this 1812-nucleotide messenger RNA. RefSeq lists its product as uncharacterized. The coding region runs from base 1 to 1812 and encodes 603 amino acids. Gene Ontology annotation, molecular function: protein binding. Gene Ontology annotation, cellular component: NatA complex; cytoplasm. The record is from RefSeq and is a predicted model, not a curated record. Gene Ontology annotation, biological process: N-terminal peptidyl-methionine acetylation. The transcript is spliced from 8 exons. Lineage: Eukaryota; Fungi; Basidiomycota; Tremellomycetes; Tremellales; Cryptococcaceae.
AUGCUCACUAACCUCGGAAGGCAAGAUGAAGCCUUGCAAACUUAUCAAGAGUUACUAGAGCAGAAUUCGGAUAACUUGGAAUAUUACAAAGGGUACUUACGGAACAAGGGAAUUGAUCUCUCUGCCCAACUCACCGACGACUCACGUUCGAAAAUUCUUGAAACGCUCUCAACUUUCGCCGACUCUUUCCCUCGUUCAGCCGCUCCCCGUCGUCUAGCAUUGGACUACUCAUCAGGCGAUAAGUUUCGAGUCCUUGCCAAAGCAUACAUCGUCAAAGGCUUAGAACGAGGAGUGCCUUCUCUCUUCGUCGAUGUGAAAGGUGUAUACACGGAUAGUGAGAAGAUGAAAAUUGUCGGUGAUAUCGUUGAAGAAAUCGUAGCCAAGUUGGAGAAGGACGCUUCUUUGAAUGAUGAUGUGCUCCUCUGGGCAUACUAUUUCCUCGCGUUACAUUUAUCACAUCCAUCUCAACCCACCCCAUCACACAGCCGCUCGCUAUGCCUCCUUGACAAAGCUCUUGAGCACACACCUACACUUCCUGAACUGUACAUGGCCAAAGCCAUGGUACUAAAACGUGCUGGAGAUGUAUUGAACGCUGCGUACGAAAUGGAAAAAGCUAGAUUAUUGGAUGGACAAGAUCGUUUCUUGAAUGGAAAAGCCGCGAAAUACUGGUUACGAGCAGGUGAAAUACAGAAAGCUGAAGAGUUAUUAGCUAUGUUCACGAAAAAGGAUAUCUCCCCUACACAAGAUUUGACCGAUCUGCAAUGUUUGUGGUUCUUGCAAGAACAAGGGGAUGCGUAUAAGAGACAGGGUAAUUUAGCAAUGGCACUGAAGAGAUAUCACGGUUUGAUCAAUGUGAACUACGAAGAUGAUCAGUAUGAUUUCCACACUUACUGCAUGAGAAGAAUGACUUUUUCGUCUUACAUUUCUCUGAUGCGAUAUGAAGACCAACUCCGCUCUCACCCCGGAUACUUCAAGGGCGCACUAGCGGCUAUCGGAUUGUAUACCAAGAUAUUCGAUGAUCCAAGCAUAACCGAGGAAAAGUUUAGCGCAGAGGAAGAAGCAGAACGUAAGAAACAAGCCAAGAAGGCUCAGAAGGCAGAAGCGAAAGCUAAGAAGGCCGCCGCGACAUCAGGGGAGAAAUCCGAUCCACCUGUACCCGAUUCUGAUCCUACUGGAACUCAGCUACUGAAAACCGAAACUCCUCUGGACGAUGCGCUAAAACUUUGGAAACCAUUAGAGAGAUUAGCAGCCAACAGAGUGGAAACUUGGACAACGGGAUAUGAGAUAUUAAUUCGAAAGAAGCAAUAUCUCGCCGCUCUCAGAUGUCUCAAAACAGCUCAAUCACUCUCACCUCAUCCAGCAUUACAUUAUCAAAUCCUUCAUUUCAAUCGAAUAACCUCAUCUACCGAUAUUCCCGAAUCAGUCAGAUCGGUCAUCAAAGCCGAAUUACCUUCUCUUCUCCCUUCCCCCGCUGGGCAAUUCAGCGAUUCUUUCAUUAAUUCAGCCAAGUCUCCCGAAGAAAUAUACGCCGCUGCUAGAGGCGUAUUGGAAGUCACACCGGAAGAUGCACGAAAAGCCAAGGAGGUACUAUCUAAACUCGGUGAUGAAGGUGUUUCACCGAAUAUCUUAAUCAUGCAAAAAGCGUUGGAGCUCAUAGGGGAGAAGGAGUCUGCAGAAUUGAAGACCAAAUACGCAAAAAGAAGUCCUUCUGCUUGGUCACUGAGAACGUCAGAAGAGAAAGAAAAGUUGACAAAGGACUAUGUAGCUGGAAUAGAAGGCUAUCAAGGUGACAUUGACAAGAAAGAUUCGUAG